UUUUUCUCAGUCGCUUUGGUACAUAUCUCAGAUCAGAAUUGAAAUUCUCAAAACUACCUGUUCAAUUCUCACAUCAUUGUGUCACUUGUGCACAUCAAAAAAGCAGUUUCUCAUUUCUUUGAACAAGUUGCAAAUGCUUUGGUACAUCCAUGCAAAUGAUUAUGUACAAUUCUCUGUUGUUUCCUACAUUAUCAGUUGCUUAUGUCAUGUUGAUCAAAAUGUAUUAUAUUGGGUCUCUGUUGAAUAGUCUCACCCCCCACAACAUUUAGGCACAAGCUCAUAGCAUAAGUCUUUACAUGCAAAAUGGUUGAACAAGUUAUCAUAAUAUGUCAAGCAUAUUUCUAUACUUUCUAUAUUUCCAUUAGACUUUUUUCUAAAUCUGUCCUGAAUUGGUAAAUUGCUCCCAGGUGAAUCUUGACUUUCUCUAACGAAGGUGCUUCUCAUGAAGCAUCAACUAGCAGGUAUAUAUAUAGCCGGAGCAACAGAAUGUUACAAUGUUUGACAAUGGAAGGACAAGGAAUUGGACGGGGUCAACAGCCAGAGAGAAGACGAAGAAGAGGAGUGAGGCUGCGUGGUGGAGGAGUUGGAAGGCAAAACCGAGGAAGAGGCAGAAGAGGCCGAGGACAUAUGCGUGUUCCUGAUGAGAUUAGAGCCACACUCGUAGACCACGUUCUCAAUCAUGGGCUUACAAUGGCCGAGGCUGGUCGAAGGGUGCAGCCAAAUGUUGGAAGAACAACUGUGUCCUCGAUUAUUCAGACUUUUCUUCGACAGAAUAGGUAUGUAAUCUAACAAUAGGCAUUGUACACUGUACUUUCCUUACUAAUUUUUUUCCCACAUAGGACUGCAAGACAAAUUCACAGGGGUGGCAGAGGGCCCCUUUUCGCACGUGAACAGGAGGAGGCCAUUUGCACCAUGGUAAUAGAAAACAAUGCAAUAAGACUCAGGGAGAUAAAAAGUGCCAUUAUACAGGACAACAACAUCUUUCAAAACAACAGUCAGCAUCUCAACCAUUGAUAGGGUGCUGAAAAGACACCAAAUGAAUAUGAAGCAGCUCUACACUGUUCCGUUUGAAAGAAAUGGUGAAAGAGUGAAGGAGCUGCGUUACCAAUAUGUACAGCGUAUAAUGGAACUGGAAGCAAGUGAACCACCGCACAGCUUCCUCUACAUGGAUGAAGCUGGCUUCAACCUAACAAAACGUAGAAGGCGUGGUCGAAAUAUCAUCGGCCACAGAGCUACAGUUGAUGUGCCGGGCCAACGGGGCGGAAUCAUAACCAUGGGUUGUGCAAUCUCUGAGAAUGGUGUGCUAACGCAUAUUCCCAUUAUUGGGCCAUACAAUACAGAGCGUCUUGUCACCUUUUUAGACACCCUCUACAGGGAUCUCAUCCCUGAACAAGAGAGGGGUCAGAUUGGAGAUGACCUGCCAAAGUAUGUGAUCGUUUGGGACAAUGUCAGUUUCUAUCGUUCCAACAUCAUCAGGCAAUGGUUUGCUGCCCAUGACAGGAUGCUGAUGGAGUUCCUCCCACCCUACUCUCCAUUGCUUAACCCCAUUGAGGAAUUUUUCUCAGCAUGGAGAUGGAAAGUAUACGAUCGUCAGCCACAUACACAAAUGACCCUUCUGGCUGCCAUAGAUGCUGCAUGUGACGACAUCACAGCAGAGGCUGGAUAAGACACUCAAAAAGAUUCUUUCCACGCUGCAUUGCAAGAGAAGAUGUUCGUUGUGAUGUGGAUGAGAAUUUGUGGCCCAACAGACAGGAUCGUCAAGAGGUGUAGGAAGAUUGUAAUUCCUUAAUGUAAUUUCUACAGCACCGCAUGUACAGUUUUUCCUAUGUUCACAUUUCUUCUUUAGGUUUUUUUUUUUUGUGUGCUAUUCAGUGCUGUCUUUUCAUUUCUGUAUCUCAAUGACAUGUUCUGUCAAUAAAAUACAGUACAAACAGUAAGAGUGUAAAUUUGAAUAUUUUCCAUUCUCUUGCAAUUACACUCACACAUACACUGAGAUGUAACUUACAAUUGACAAUAAUUGUCAUCAAAACUUUAGCCAUAGUUUCCAUCAGAACAUCCCUCCAGAGUAAACUGUUAUAUUGACAACAUGACUAAACAAUUUGACUGUCUUAUCCGUAUACAAUGACACAAGGACUUGUCAUUCUGAUGGCACUGACAUGUUCAUUGACACAGAUAUUUACUUUUGAGAGAUGAACUAAGGAUUUUGAGUAAGAGAUUGGCUUUUGCAGGUUAUCCAUGGUGUUUUGCUAUUUGUACAAAUUGUUUUGAGAAAUGCACUUACUGUUUUGCAAAUUGUGAGUUUGA
Siniperca chuatsi (mandarin fish) is the source of this 2304-nucleotide messenger RNA. RefSeq lists its product as uncharacterized. Gene Ontology annotation, molecular function: nucleic acid binding. Bases 1037 to 1666 code for a protein of 209 amino acids. NCBI's taxonomy places the organism in Eukaryota, Metazoa, Chordata, Actinopteri, Centrarchiformes, Sinipercidae. The record is from RefSeq and is a predicted model, not a curated record. The transcript has 2 exons.